CCACAUGACAAAGCUACAGCGCGUCUGGAAAUCAGGAACGAAGAGCGGGCGUUUUGGGAGAGAAAAAAAAAAACGUCGACAAGAUCAUCUUUACCUGCAACACGUCCGGCUCGGCUCGCUGUCAGGCAACUUCACCGAGCGCACUGCUUCAUUAGUUUGUGAGAUUACUGAGGCGGGAAUCUGCCCCUAACCUCUUUUCCCCUCUCUCCAAGUGAACUUUAUAGGGAUGUUAUAGCAGAGCAUCACUGUGCCGAAUGAUCAGAUAGUGCUCAAGUAACUGUAGGACGGAUUUAAAAGACUUCAACCUCCGGAGAGACGCUGUGCUCUUCUUCUUCUUGUACUUUUUGGCUCGAUUUUGAAACACAAGAGAAACAGAGAAAGACCCGUGUUUGCGUGUGUGUGUGUGCAGGAGAGGGAGAGAGGGAGAGAGAGAGAGAGAGAGAGGGAGAGAGAAGUCGCACAGGUUUUUUUGGAGCUACGCUUUCAUGCCGUCAGUCUUGCGGACUCUGAGAUGGACGUCAGAUUUUAUCCAGCUCCCCCUUCAAGCGUGGGUUCAUGUACGUUACCGACUGACUCCGGUUUGGACUAUUACCAUUCCAACAAGAGUAGAUACGGUGCUGCAGAUCGAGGUGUGAGGCUCUACAGUUCCCUGCCCAUGCGCCCAAACCCUGACGGCAAGAGACUGCCCUCUACUGGGUUUGAUGGUGACAACAUGUACAUGAAUGAAAACAACCAUGAGUUCCUCCCGCCAAACCAGAACUACACAGGUCAGACAGGCGGCGGCGGAGGAGGCAGCGGCGGCGGCGGCGGCGGCACCUCCAGUGGAAACGGGGACGAGGACUACGAGAUCCCCCCCAUCACUCCGCCGAACCACCCCGAGCCUCCUCUCCUUCACCUGAUGGAGCACGACUCUACGGGCUACCUCUGUCACUCGCUGCCACACAAUGGCCUCAUCAACCCGUACUCCUACCCAGAGCUGCCCACACUCAUGAUGUCGAACAUGCUGGCACAGGACAGCCACCUUGUCUCCAGCCAAAUGCCCUCGAUGCAGGAGAUGGCUAUGCACCACCACCACCAACAACAACAACACCAUCACCAGCACCCUGACGGCGCUCAUUAUGACACCGCCGCCCAUAACCACCCCCUGAUAAACAGCUCACCUCCGAUACUGCCCAACCCCAUGAGUGCGCUGUCCCAGCUAAACCCUCAGGUCAGCCGGAGCGCACUGCCUCACGGCUCCCCCUCACCUCCCGGGAGUAAAUCCGCCACACCCUCCCCUUCAAGCUCCAAUCAGGAAGAGGAGACUGAUCCUCAUUCGAAGAUCACGGGUGAGAAGCGACCGUCUUCGGAGAUGAUGAAGCCCAAGCCCAAGCCCCAAAAAAAGAAGAAGAAGAAGGAUCCGAACGAGCCUACGAAGCCUGUCUCAGCCUACGCCUUGUUCUUCAGAGACACCCAGGCAGCCAUUAAAGGACAGAAUCCCAACGCCACUUUUGGAGACGUAUCCAAAAUAGUAGCCUCCAUGUGGGACGGACUGGGAGAGGAGCAGAAACAGAGCUACAAGAGGAAAACAGAGGCUGCUAAGAAGGAGUACCUGAAAGCCCUGGCCGCCUACAGAGCCAGUCUGGUUUCCAAGACAUAUAAUGACCCCGUGGAGACAAAAAGUGCCCAAACAAGCCAGGCUUCUCCACAUAUGAUGCCAGCCAACCCGCCCCUGUACAGCGUGCCACCUCCCCCCCAGCCGUCAUCGCCAUACCUGGGGCCCGGGGCCUUCCCUCUCACCGACCUGCAGAGCUACGCAGGACACGCCCCCCGCCACACCCUGUCGCAGACGCUCAGCCAAUCGCAGAUGCUGCCCAGCAUUAGUGCCUCUCCCCCUUCCUCCUUCCAGAUCAGCCCACCACUCCACCCCCACCAGCAGCUCUCCCUGCACCAGAGCUCGCUCCUCAACCAGCCUAUCCGCAUGCAGCAGGUCCAGUCCCAGCCAAUCAUCUCUCACCAGAUGGGGCUUCAGGCCUCUCUUCACUCCCCACCUCCAGGGCAGCAGGGUUUUUCUCACCUCCAGUCAGAGUACCAGAAGAGCAUUGGGGGCUCCCAGUCUCCAGGAGCCCCUGGUCCAGGCCCCGGAGUGGCUCAGACCCAUGACUGGGACAGUGAAUACUGCAAUCGGGAGUGUGGCAACCACUGCAGUGGCAGCAUGAUAGGCAGGGACAAGCCACUCUACCUCACCUAAAACUGAAGAUCAUACUCUGUCGACAAAUACGACACCGAGGAGUCUACUCUCAUCCCCUUCAUUUCCCUUCACACGCCCUGCUCCUCCAUCCCCAUCGUCUUCUGAUGCACACACUUACAUGCAGUGCACACUUAACAUACAAUCGCAUACAUAAACAUACAAACACACACACAUUCCGCCUCCCAGACACCACCACCUUUUUUUGUCAAUGUAAUUAUUAUUUUUUCUCAGUUCCUAGAAUUUGUGACCAGAGUUUUUUGACUAGAUGACUACUGUCUGUACCACUUAAUGUAUUAGCAGUCCUCUUGCUGUUUGAAUUUGCCAAGCACUUAUAAAGCCUCCCUCCCUCCCUCCCCUCCUCCUGAGCUGUGUGUCUAUGGCCUCUCUGAUGCAGGCUGUGGAGCGCUGCUCUUGUGUGUCACCAUCAAAGUCCCCUCAGGGACCCCAUCCAGCUUUAAUUAGAAUGAGAAGAAAAAAAAUAUUCUUCCUCUUCUUUAAUCACUUUAUUUUUCCUUUUGUGUUUUUUUUUCUCCUCCUUUUUUUGUUGUUUGUUGUUUUAUUUAUUUCUGGCUUGCAAAAAAUUGUUCCUCUAUUUUUUUUUCUUUGCCAAUAAGCGAUGGGCCCUGUACUGUAGAGAAAUAUUAACUUCUAGUAGGUUCAGCGCAGGCCUUGAUGUUAUGGUAGCUUUGCUUAAGGGCCUGCAGAUUAAUACGAAAAGCUUGGGUGGGGAAGAGAAACGAAACAAAAAAAAGAAUCUUUUUUUAAUAUUAAAGACCUGUUGAGGUCUACUGAGCUGUCACAGUGUGAUUGUAAAUAUCACUUUUAUGGGAUCAAAUUGGGAAUUGGAAGUCCAGAUAGAUUUGUUUCUUCUUUAAUAUUACAUGUGCGUCAUUGUGUGUGCGUGUGUUUGAGGGUGUGUGUGUGUGUCUGGACGAUAGAAUGUACCGCAUUCAUGAUGUGUGCAGUUGAGUACGUAUGUGUGUAUGUGCACGGACACACACUUGUGUGCAAGGGUGUCUCAGUGUUGGAGUGUCGAGUCUUUCUCGUGAAUUUUAACAGCCUUGUGCAGCUGGAUUUCAGAGGAGUAUUUCACACUCUCGUUCUUGCAUUAAAUCUGUGCUCACUGGUGUGUUUUUUUCCAAUAAAGUUCAAUCUAAAACUGAAUACACAAUAUGUGUCCUGCAGAUCAUUAAAUGGAAAGAGCCAGGUGAGAGAUAGACAGCAAAGAGAUAGAAAAAGAGAAAGAAACGCUGUGGGAUAAAAUGAGAUGUAAUGUUGCAGGUGGGGAAAAAAAAAUGAUAUUGCCUCAAAAUGCCCGCCCUUCCCUUUUUGUUAUUUUGUCUGACCAUAAUGUCAGUUUUGUCUCCUCAACAUGCAGAAGUGAAGUAAUGAAAUAUGUGAAUGGAGCCAUCACAUCCACAUUACAGUGAUUCUUAUGAGUUUCUAGUUGGUGUUUGGUUGUGUUGAUCUCAUCUUUUUAACUUUUGUGUGAUUAACAGAAAUGCAUUUUGCUGACAAAGACAUCUCGUUUUUAUCUCUUACGUGUAGCAUAAUUUCAGUUUUAGUUGCUGCAAAACUAUAACAUUUUAAAUUGUGUAAAAAAAAAAACAAACAAAAAAAACCUGCCAACUGUAGUUAUUUUAUUUGUAAAGCCAGUAAUGAUAAAUAUUUUAAAUGGUUAUCAGUAUAUUGUUUUUCUGCUAGUUACCCAUCAGCCAUUUGACAGGGUUUUUUUUCUUAUUUAUGAAAGAAAUUAGAUCACUUUUGCUUCUUACAAUGGAGGUGUAUUUUUAUUCUUAUUUUAUUGUUUCUUUGCUUUGGUUUGAUAAAAAUGAUGAUGACCACAACAAUGAUUAUUUCUUUAUUUUAUACAUUUGGGAUGCUGCUCCUUUUCUUUCCUUGCCAGCAGCAUCAGUUUGUGUCACAAUGCUUCUUUUAUUUCAAACCUGCAUAAUAAAGAAAAAAAAGUUUAAAAGUG
Amphiprion ocellaris (clown anemonefish) is the source of this 4208-nucleotide messenger RNA. It is a transcript of the gene tox2, whose product is annotated as TOX high mobility group box family member 2. Gene Ontology annotation, biological process: regulation of transcription by RNA polymerase II. Gene Ontology annotation, cellular component: nucleus. Gene Ontology annotation, molecular function: chromatin DNA binding. Lineage: Eukaryota; Metazoa; Chordata; Actinopteri; Pomacentridae. The record is from RefSeq and is a predicted model, not a curated record. The coding region runs from base 512 to 2230 and encodes 572 amino acids. The transcript has 10 exons.